UUUUCAUAAUCUUUUUAUUUUAUUUUGUUUUCUUUUUAAAAAAUUCUUUUGGCAUAUCGAAGUACACAAAUUUUUUUUAAAAAAAAAAGAAAAAAAAUUUUAUGUCUACUACAAAUAUUACACCUACAGAAUUAAUUAUUCAAUAUCCAUGUUUAUGGGAUAAUUGUCGUGAUUCUUUUUUGUCUUUACCUGACUUAGGGGCACAUAUUGCUACUGUUCAUUUGAAUACUCUGUCAUCAUUUAAUUGUAAAUGGAGAACUUGUCAUAAUUAUAAUUUUCAAACGAAAUAUUCUUUAGUACAACAUAUAUAUUCUCAUUUAUCUUCUAUACCUAAUCAUCUUCAAACUCGUGAAAUGGUUCGUAUCACUCCAUAUUAUCCACAUUAUUAUUAUAACCAGGUUCCAUCAGGUAUUUAUCCUCAAACGUAUAUACAGUCACCUUAUAGGCCUUAUACAUAUCAAUAUACACCAAUCAUUCAAAAUUUUCAAUCGCGAUCUGGACAAAAUUCAUUACGAUCUGUGGAUCCUCAAUCAGUAGUAUUACGACAAUAUAAAAUUCCACAGCAAAUUGAUUUGGUGACUCCAUCUCAAAUUGUAAUUCAAGAAAAAGUCGUACCAUCUCAAAUUAUUAACAUCCAGGAUGAAUCUCCUAUACAGUGUUUUUCACAUUCAAAUGCUUCAUCAACGUCUACUCAAAAACAAGAACAAAUUAAUACAACUGAUUUAAAGAAAGAAUUAGAGGAACUUCGAGAUCUUUUAAAAGAACAGACGCAAAAACUUAAUGAUAAGACACAAGAACUUGAUAAAAAUACUGAGGAGAUGAAAAAAAUGGCGGACGAAAUUGAUGAAAAAUCAAGAGAGAUUACAAAAUUAAAAAGUACAAUCUCUUUGAAAGAUAGUGAAAUGAGUAUUAUUAAAGAAAAUCUUGAACUUCAAACGAGUAUAUCAAAGAUUUUACAAGAACAAAAUCGUAUAGCUGAUGAUAAACUGAGAAGGAUGUGGGUAGAAAUGUUAUGUAGAAAAGCUGAUUUAGGCGAAAGUGUUUCAAAUAGAAAAAUGAACAUUAAUGAUGAACCAUCAUCAUUUACCUCAAGAAAAAGACCUAGAAGAGAUAAAGAUGAGGAAACGGAGAAUUCUGAUUUACAUCCUAUGGAGUUGCCUGCACCUCCACAUGAAAACAUUUCGGUAAUUACUAAAGGAAUAUCAUGUAGUUGGGAUGGUUGUGAAAAAACAUUUAGAACAAGGUUAGCACUUAAAGCACAUAUUGUUUCUUCUCAUAUGAAUGAAGAAAUUUUAAAAGUUCCUGUUAUAAAUCCUUAAAUAAUUAUGCGGAAACAGAUAAUGGAAUCUAGUACAUGUAUAAUAACAUUUUUGGCUUUUUCUUUUUGAUUUGAUUAAUAGCAUUUAACAUUAUCUGAUAUAAUAAAAACUUUAAAGUAGCAAAUAUAUAAGUAAUA
Rhizophagus irregularis DAOM 181602=DAOM 197198 is the source of this 1456-nucleotide messenger RNA. NCBI's taxonomy places the organism in Eukaryota, Fungi, Glomeromycota, Glomeromycetes, Glomerales, Glomeraceae. The record is from RefSeq and is a predicted model, not a curated record.